GGGCUGUUUGCCACACAGCUGAUCCGGAAAGGGGAGACCAUCUUUGUAGAACGGCCCCUGGUGGCUGCACAGUUUCUCUGGAAUGCACUUUAUCACUACCGAGCCUGUGACCACUGCCUUCGGGCACUGGAGAAGGCAGAGGAGAAUGCCCAGAGGCUGACCGGGAAACCAGACCAGGUUCUGCCUUACCCAGAGCUGUGCACUGUGCACAAGGACCUCCACCAAAACUGUCCCCACUGCCAGGUGAUGUACUGCAGUGCAGAAUGUCGGCUGGCAGCUGCUGAGCAAUACCACCAGGUCCUGUGCCCCGGCCCCUCCCAGGAUGACCCCCUCCAUCCUCUCAACAAGCUGCAGGAGGCAUGGAGGAGUGUUCACUACCCCCCUGAGACUGCAAGCAUCAUGUUGAUGGCCCGGAUGGUAGCCACAGUGAAACAGGCUAUGGAUAAGGACCGCUGGAUCAGGCUCUUCGCCCAGUUCUGUAACAAAACGGCCAAUGAAGAGGAGGAAAUUGUCCACAAACUCCUGGGGGACAAAUUCAAGGGCCAACUGGAACUUCUGCGGAGACUCUUCACAGAGGCUCUUUAUGAGGAAGCUCUCAGCCAGUGGUUCACUCCAGAUGGAUUCCGGUCUCUCUUUGCUCUUGUUGGGACCAAUGGCCAAGGAAUCGGGACCAGCUCCCUGAGCCAGUGGGUCCAUGCCUGUGAUGCUCUGGAGCUGAAGCCUCAGGACCGUGAGCAGCUGGAUGCCUUCAUUGACCAGCUAUACAAGGACAUCGAGGCAGCAACUGGCGAGUUUCUUAACUGUGAAGGAUCUGGCCUUUUUGUGCUUCAGAGCUGCUGCAACCACAGCUGUGUCCCCAAUGCAGAGACCUCCUUCCCAGAAAACAACUUCCUUUUGCAUGUCACCGCCCUGGAGGAUAUUAAGCCAGGAGAGGAAAUCUGUAUCAGCUACUUAGACUGCUGUCAACGGGAGCGCAGCCGCCACAGCCGCCAUAAGAUCCUCAGGGAGAACUAUUUGUUUGUCUGUUCCUGCCCCAAAUGCCUGGCAGAGGCUGAUGAACCCAAUGUGACCUCGGAGGAGGAAGAGGAGGAAGAAGAGGAAGGAGAGCCAGAAGAUGCAGAGCUCGGGGAUGAGAUGACUGAUGUGUGAUGUUGCCCUGCCCAGAAGGGGCCCUGCCCCAGACCAUGCCAGAAAAGGGGGCCCUUCCCCUGGACAAGAGGCUUGGAAGGAACUCCCCAUUCCCUUGCCUGCAUUCCCUCCAUUCCAAUUCUCUCAGCCAGAGGGUAGGACAGAGGCUGGACCCUAGGCCCCCAAUUCCCCACCAGACCUCAUGCCCUGGACACUGCUGCUGAGUUGGCUCAGGCUCUGCCCUGUCCCUGAGCCUUUCAGAACUGGCUUCCCCCUGAGGUUACUCCACUCCAAGGUGUGAGGGGCUGGAACCAGGGUCAGGGCCUAACGGUAUUUCUUCCCCUUGGCCCCGUAGCCCACACUCGCCCAUCCACUGGCAUCCCUCCUUCCAACUUGCUGUUGAUUUAUUUUGAGGGGCUAAAAACGUGGCAAAUCUGAAGAGACUGAUUUCAUUGAAACAGAAAGGGGAAGUAGUGAAGAACCCUGACCUUCCUUACCUCCCACCUGCCACUGUUGUAGCUGGUAAGGAAACUAUUUGACCACUAGCCCAGCAGGGAGAGGCAGGAAGGAUCUGGGCCUCCAAAGCACCUUCCCCAAGGCUCUGCCAAGACUCUGGAUUGGGGGGAUUACCUCCCUCUUCCCCACUACGCCCACCAUUUGGACAUCUGGGGAAGUGGAGAAUAACACCUGCCCUAGACUCCAGAAUCCAUACCUUGUGCUUUGCCUCUCAAAUCCUGGCACAGUGAUUGGCUCCAUGGGGUAUGGAAGAGGCCUCUGCCUGCCUCAGUAAGGGUAUGUGGGGGAUUUUCACCUUUUCUCACACUGUUCCCACUGAGGACUCCAGCAGCAUGACAGAGACCUGGUAGAUGACAGACCUGUCCUUAAUUUAGGAUGCCCUAAUCUUUCCCCAGGGCAGGUAAAAUCGGUCAGUGAGGGGCUCUCCCAUCCUCAGUCUCCAUCUUUAGGGUCUCUACAGAGGAACAUUGAAGUCUUCCAGAAACGUAGAGGAGAUUAGCCCUGACCACAUCUCUCCUUCCCCUAGACUAGCACCACCCCUGUUGCUCACUGUUGGGUUGGAUGCUGUGGAAUUAUCACCCAUCAGUCCCAAUGCCUUCCUGCCUACCUUCCCUGAGGAGCCUGCCACAUCCCUCUGCUGAGGGUUCCCACCCCACAGGCCCUUUCCGGGAUCAUGGAGCCAGGUGGAACCUGCCUUUCUGGCCCCCUUACCUAUUAGGAUAUUAUUCCUUUCACAGUGGCCAGCACCCUUCUCCCACCCCUGCCUGCCCACUAUUCUCAAUAAAAUGUGAGUGGUGACAGGC
Molecule: messenger RNA, 2447 nt
Organism: Galeopterus variegatus (Sunda flying lemur)
Lineage: Eukaryota; Metazoa; Chordata; Mammalia; Dermoptera; Cynocephalidae
Gene: SMYD5
Product: SMYD family member 5
Exons: 12
Coding region: 247-1149 (300 amino acids)
Molecular function (GO): histone H4K20 methyltransferase activity; protein binding
Source: RefSeq, a predicted model, not a curated record